GAUCUCUGGCAUUGAACAGCGUGGUGCGAAGCUGACCAUCACCAAUUCUCUCUCUACGCGCCGAGCAUCAUGCAAAGGAGCAUGCGCGCCGCUCAGGUGCUCCCCAAGGGCCAUGGGGAAGCCAUCUACGCCUACUGCAAUAUCCGCACCAACCAGGUGCUCUACUCAUUGGAGCGGACACUACGACAAUCACAUUUAGAGCAGCUCGCAGAUGUCGGGGCCAACAACAAUCCCCCCAAACUCCGCAAGGAUAUCUGGCGACCGCUUUUCACCGUCCAUCUCCCCGACCGACAGCAGGGCCUCGAGCUGUUUCGAAGUUUGCGCGAAUAUCGGUUGCUGCACGAGACCAAUUGGGAUCUACCUGAGUCCAUCAAAACGCCAUACACCGAGAAGCAGAUUGAGGAAAUGCAGGCCAAGCUGGACAACCGCGGAGGAAGCAAGAAGGAGACUGUUUUUGAUGUUAUCAAGCGGGAAAAGAAAAAGCUACGCGUCAAGAUGGUCAUGAAUCAAAAGGCGAAUAGCGUGGCUGAUCUAGCUGCGAUCCUGGUGCGACAGGAGCAACAAAGUGCAUCACUGGCAAGCCAAAAGGAAGCCCUGUUGAAGCGGAGAAAAUCGAAGGUCCUGGGUGAGAUCAUAAGUCUGGCGAAGGAAUUCGAACGCAGUGGCAACAAGGAUCUGGACAAACAAAUAGCUGAACUCAGGGCCGAGGUGAAGGAGGCCGUUAAAAAGAGCCUGGACAAGAGUAACACCGCCAAGGUGAGAAAGGAACAGUAUCAAAAAGCACAAACAACCCGCGAGGCUCUUCAGAAGGUCAGGGUCCAAGCAGAAAAGAGGCUGUGGGCAUCCGAGUCUGUGAAGAAGGCUAAGGAGAGGGCAGCUACCGAAACCUCUUCGCGAGAGGAAGCUGCUAGAGCAAAUGAGGCAGCUGCCGAAGGCGCACAGGAAUCCAAUCCCAAGGAAUCUUCGCCCAGUAAGCCAAUCGUGGUUGAAUACAGGCAAUUCAUCGAGCCGUACCCACCGGAGUUGGACCCCAUCCGUGCAGCACUCGAGGGCAAAGCUUUCAGCAAGCGUGAUCCAUUGUACAGAGCGCACCAGAGGGAUGUGCGACUUGUACAGAGACCAAUUUAUAGCACGAAAGGCAUCGCGGUUCAGUGGGCAAAUUCGCUCGAUCUCGAAUACGCCGAGAUGUGGCCCGAGAAAGUCAAGCACUUGAAUAUGGGUUUUGUCAGGAAUGCGGCGCCCAAAGCUGAUGCGGAAGCCAUUCACGAGGUAUCGGACUUUAAGGCCCAGCAAUGGAAAUCCAGGCCCGCGAACUGGGAUGCGGUGCUCAGAUCAGGGCAGACAGGGGCAGUGGAAGCUGCGGAGCCAGUCGCUGAAGGUGGUUCAGUAGUUGAGGCACAGGCGGCGGAGCAGAAGCAGGAAGAGGAUCGUCAGGCUGUGCUACAAGAGGUCAAAGAACGAAUUCUCCUGGACUUGAAGGUCAAAGCGAGUACACCUACGCACCGUUGGCCUAAAGCGCUGGCAAAAUCGCGCCGACAGCGAAGAGAUUCACUUCGGCAGAACAAGCCAAUAAUGAGUCAGACUUCGACUACUGAGAAUGAGGUGGUGCUCCCUGCGGAACCGACAAGCUCGGAAAAUGCACCAACGCUAUAGAGGCUGAUCGGGAGCAAACUUUUGUGCAUGUAUGUAUAACAUUAGUAGAUGCCGAAUACGAUCCACGUCGGACGCAGCAGCCUUUCGGCAGCAACAUGAUUCGAUCGUUGACGGACAGAUCUGCCCAGCGCCUGAAGUAUGGGGACGAUGAUAGUUCCACCAGGCCCAGUCACUCGCCAAUAAGAACUCCUGGAUCCAACUUGGGCCAACCACAGAAUUCUCGACCUGCUCGAAACUACUAUCAAACACGUUCGAUUCCUAGACGAUUGUGCGACAAAAAUUUUCCUUUGACCGGGCAAGACAG
Cercospora beticola is the source of this 1957-nucleotide messenger RNA. It is a transcript of the gene MHR1, whose product is annotated as mitochondrial 54S ribosomal protein mL67. Gene Ontology annotation, biological process: DNA recombination. NCBI's taxonomy places the organism in Eukaryota, Fungi, Ascomycota, Dothideomycetes, Mycosphaerellales, Mycosphaerellaceae. Gene Ontology annotation, molecular function: DNA strand exchange activity; single-stranded DNA binding; structural constituent of ribosome. Gene Ontology annotation, cellular component: mitochondrion. The record is from RefSeq and is a predicted model, not a curated record.